AUGCUCCCGUAUCUAGAUCCUCGAUCGAGCUUCUAUCUACCGCGGCUGUCGGCCAGAAGGCUACAAAACCGGAGUCAUCUCCUUCAUUCGCUGCUUCUGAGGCAAACGUGCAUUCUGACGGUGACGAGAGCUCUUCCGGCGAAUCCGGUUCGACUCACGUUUUUGACUCGGACACCGCGGGAAGCAACAGUGGUUCUCCGAAGUCGAGUGGUGCCAAGAACGAGUUUGGAAUGCCAUCCGGUCCUCUAUCGGACGUUGAGCUGGCGGCUUUGCAGCCCACUACGAUUCCUCGAUCGGAAUGGAUUCCCGGUUAUCGCGAUCGCCACAACUUUCGCGGCCACGACAUCGUCCCCUGGUCGGCACAGGAUAUCCGGCAGAUCAGCAUCGUGGAGAUGGAUGCGGACCUGCUGUUCCACCAUUACUCUAAGCCGAUGGAGUGGCUAA
Phytophthora nicotianae INRA-310 is the source of this 444-nucleotide messenger RNA. RefSeq lists its product as hypothetical. The coding region runs from base 1 to 444 and encodes 147 amino acids. The transcript has 2 exons. NCBI's taxonomy places the organism in Eukaryota, Oomycota, Peronosporomycetes, Peronosporales, Peronosporaceae. The record is from RefSeq and is a predicted model, not a curated record.